Molecule: messenger RNA, 6153 nt
Organism: Loxodonta africana (African savanna elephant)
Lineage: Eukaryota; Metazoa; Chordata; Mammalia; Proboscidea; Elephantidae
Gene: PHLDB2
Product: pleckstrin homology like domain family B member 2
Exons: 19
Coding region: 490-4335 (1281 amino acids)
Biological process (GO): regulation of microtubule cytoskeleton organization
Cellular component (GO): basal cortex
Source: RefSeq, a predicted model, not a curated record
CCAAAUUCCCUUCUGAAGCUGAGAUUGCUAAAAUAUAAGGGAGUGAAACGGUUCUCCCCUCAUAACUUGUUACUGGGGCCUCAUGACCUUGCUUUCUGUCCCCCAAGGUGCUGCUAUCUGAUUUUGUCGCCCAGACUUUGGGAGUUUGAGCAGGACUAGCCGCCCUGGCCUGGUGUGUGAUGAUUGGCAGGCAGCUGAGCCCCUCCUUCACAUCUGUCAACACAGCUGGCUGCAAGCAAGUUGCUGCCCGUGACCACUGUCUGCAGGGACCACAGAGGGCGGGGAUUGAAACUGGGGUGAAUACCUCACUUUCGUUGCUUGGAAAGUAGAAGUCCACGUUGAUGCUUCUUCCCAAAGUCCCAAAUUUUUCAGCAGGAAUUGGGUCUGUUGGACCAGGUCUGAAGCUGAGAGAAGAAUCAGCAUUCAAAAGCAGCCAUCAAGGCUGGCAUCCACCCCAGUUUCUCCUCUGAGAUUCAACAGAAGAUCCUGAUGGAGGAGGAUGAUAACCAGAGAGAGGAACCCACGGAGGAUGAAGCUGUCGAUGUGCAACAUCUUGGUUCCAACAAGAUUAUGGCAGAGCACAGCCAAAUGCAAAAGCGGCUGGAUUUCCAAAAUGGUAGCUUAGAGGAAGGUCUUGAAGCAAAUUCCCUUGAGAGCAAUCCCCUAAACGUGAUGGAGAGCCUAAGCCAGAAGAAAUACUCUUCCAGUCUGAGAUUUAAAGCCAAUGGAGACUACUCUGGCUCCUAUUUAACCCUCUCACAACCUGUGCCUGCUAAGAGAAGCCCUUCUCCUUUGGGAACCAGUGUCAGAAGUAGCUCCUCAUUGGCCAAAAUCCAGGGAAGCAAGCAGUUCUCUGGUGAUGGCACUGACAGAAAUCUUUCCACGAAGCCUCCCACUCCUUCAGUCAGCACCUCACCCUCCCUCGGUGGUUAUCUGCUUGGCAGAGUGGAAUUGGAUCAUUAUACUGGUCGGGACAGUGAAAGGUCCUUGAGGGUCUCAGAAAAGUUCCCCUAUUCCAAAUAUAGCUCAAGGAAUAAAUCCCACGACAAUGUCUACUUUCUGGGAGGACCAGAAGGUCGAAAGGCAUCUGGCUCCCUCCUGGCCAUGUGGAAUGGAAAUACCCUGAUUGAUACCAGCCCCUCUCCCAUCAGCAGAUCAGGAGCGGCAAGCAUGCCUUCUAGCCCAAAGCAAGCCAGGAGAAUGAACGCUCAGGACAACCUGACGCUUCAGCCCAAGUUAACCAGACACAAGGAGCUCACAUCUGAAAACAUCGGUUUGAGAACCAGGAAGUAUUCGGGCAGCAGCCUGAGUCACAUGGGAGCCUAUAGCCGAUCCCUUCCCAGGUUGUACAAAGCCACAGAAAAUCAGCUGAUGCCUCUCAGUUUGCCUCCAAGGAACUCUCUGGGCAAUUCUAAACGCACUAGACAGGGAGAAAAGGAUCUACCUCAUAGCAUAAUAGACAACGACAAUUACCUUAAUUUUUCUUCUUUAAGCUCAGGGGCUUUACCCUAUAAAACCUCUGUGUCUGAGGGCAGUCCUUAUGUAAGCUCCAUCCUCAGCGUCCCUGCCAGUCCCCGUGUGGCUCGGAAGAUGCUGCUGGCCUCCACGUCCUCCUGUGCCUCUGAUGACUUGGAGCGGGCUCCAUACUCAGGGACAAGCCCUAAUCAUUCCUUUCUUCCCGGAGAGCCGGACAGAGUGUUUGCGGCCGGGAGGAACUACUCCUGUGGGUCUGUCGAGUUUGAUGAUGCUGAUUUGGACAGCCUCAGACAGGCCUCAGGAACCCCCCAGCCUGUUCUUCGGGAGCGAAAGAGCAGCAUUAGCUCCAUUUCAGGACGUGAGGACCUGAUGGAUUAUCACCGGCGGCAGAGGGAGGAAAGGCUCAGGGAACAGGAGAUGGAGCGAUUGGAGCGACAGCGUCUGGAGACAAUUCUCAGUCUCUGUGCUGAGUACACCAAGCCUGACAGCCGCGUAGGCACAGGCACCACUGUGGCCCAUGUGCAGAAGAUCAAUAAGGAGCUUGAGAAGCUGCAGCUCUCUGAUGAGGAGUCUGUAUUUGAAGAAGCCCUGACGAUCCCUGACAUGAGAUACAGGUGCCACCGGAAGGGGUCGCUCCAUGAUGGGGACUUGGCUGGCUUCGGGAGCCCCAGCCAGGGCACUGCCAGCUUCCUCUCCCCAAGGAGCAUCAGAAACGAUGAACAGUUCACUGACCUCACGAAGACCUCCCCACUACCUUCUUCUGCCUUUCUGAAAGCUUCCAGCGAGUCCGCUUAUCUAAGUAUCCUACCAAAGACCCCAGAGAGUGUAAGCGAAGAACAGAGGACUCAGGAGUUGGCCGCAAUGGAAGAGACCCGGAUCAUAAUUCUAAACAACCUCGAGGAACUUGAACAAAAAAUCAAAGAUAUAAAUGACCAGAUGGAUGAGUCUUCCAGAGAGCUGGAUAUGGAAUGCGCGCUUUUGGAUGGAGAACAGAAGUCUGAAACAGCUGAACUUAUGAAGGAGAAAGAGAUUUUGGAUCAUCUAAACCAGAAAAUAACAGAACUGGAAAAGAACAUUGUCGGUGAGAAGACCAAGGAGAAGGUAAAGCUUGAUGCUGAAAGGGAAAAACUAGAGAGGCUUCAGGAGCUUUACUCCGAGCAGAAGACCCAGCUGGACAAUUGUCCUGAGUCCAUGAGGGAACAAUUACAGCAACAACUGAAGAGGGAUGCUGACCUGUUGGAUGUUGAGAGCAAACACUUUGAAGACCUAGAAUUCCAGCAGCUUGAGCGUGAGAGCCGUCUGGAUGAGGAAAAAGAGAACCUGACCCAACAGCUCCUGCGUGAAGUGGCUGAAUAUCAACGGAAUAUUGUUACUAGAAAGGAAAAAAUUUCUGCCUUGAAAAAGCAAGCGAAUCAUAUUGUCCAGCAGGCUCAGCGGGAACAAGAUCAUUUUGUGAAAGAAAAGAAUAACUUACUAAUGAUGCUGCAAAGAGAAAAGGAGAAUCUUUGUAAUCUGGAAAAGAAAUACUCCAGCCUCUCUGGGGAGAAAGGGUUUCCUGUCAACCCCAGUACUCUUAAAGAGGGCUAUAUCAGUGUCAAUGAAAUUAACGAGCCAUGUGCCAAUUCCACGCUUCUGUCCCCUUCCACUCAGUUCCCCGCUGAUGCUGACGCUGUUGCCACUGAGCCUGCCACAGCUGUGCUGGUGAGCCAGCCACAGAAUAAAGAGCACUUUAGAAGCCUGGAAGAGAGGAGGAAACAGCAUAAAGAAGGCCUCUAUCUGAGUGACACUUUGCCUCGGAAGAAAACUACAGCUUCCGUGUCACCCCAUUUCAGCAGUGCUACUAUGGGAAGAAGUACCGCCCCAAAGGCUCAUCUACCCCUGGGACAGAGCAACAGCUGUGGUAGUGUGCUCCCUCCCUCACUGGCCACUGUGACCAAAGACUCUGAGUCUCGGAGGAUACUCAGAGGGUAUAAUCACCAACAGAUGAAUGAAGGACACAGGCAGAAAUCUUCUGAAUUUUACAACCGCACCUCGUCUGAAUCAAAUGUCUACUUGAAUAGUUUCCAUUAUCCAGAUCACAGCUACAAGGACCAGGCCUUUGAUUCUUUGAGCCUAGACAGCUCUGACAGCAUGGAGACCAGCAUCUCUGCCUGCUCCCCUGACAAUAUCUCUAGUGCCAGCACUUCAAAUAUUGCCAGAAUAGAAGAAAUGGAGAGACUUUUGAAACAGGCUCAUGCAGAAAAGACACGCCUGCUUGAAUCCAGGGAACGGGAAAUGGAAGCCAAAAAACGAGCUCUGGAAGAAGAAAAACGACGCCGGGAACUCCUGGAAAAACGACUGCAGGAAGAAACCAGCCAGAGGCAGAAGUUAAUUGAGAAGGAAGUAAAAAUAAGGGAGAAACAAAGGGCACAGGCACGUCCUUUGACACGAUACCUGCCCGUUCGGAAGGAAGACUUUGAUUUGCGAAGCCAUGUGGAGACUGCUGGCCACAACAUCGAUACCUGUUACCAUGUAUCAAUCACAGAGAAGACCUGUAGAGGAUACCUCAUCAAAAUGGGUGGGAAAAUUAAAACUUGGAAAAAACGCUGGUUUGUUUUUGAUCGGAACAAGCGCACGUUCUCUUAUUAUGCAGACAAGCAUGAAGCUAAAUUAAAAGGGAUAAUAUAUUUUCAAGCCAUUGAAGAAGUAUAUUAUGAUCACCUGAAGAAUGCUAAUAAGAGUCCAAACCCAUUACUUACUUUUAGUGUCAAGACGCAUGACAGGAUCUAUUAUAUGGUGGCCCCAUCGCCGGAAGCCAUGCGAAUCUGGAUGGAUGUUAUAGUUACUGGGGCAGAAGGCUACACUCACUUCCUGUUGUAGUGAAUUGGGGCAACAGUCCACUUCAGGGCAUACUGCAAUAAUCUCUUACAAGAAUGAAGCCAUAUUCAAUUCCAGAUGGAAAGACCCAACAAACCCACCACUUUAACUGUGUAUAAGCAAAACUGUUCUCAUAUUAACAGGAAGUCAUCUACAAUGGAGGAUGAAGGGGUUUUAAGUCAAAGCUUGAUCAUGAAUAGCAAAAGAACUGAAGCACCUGUGAAAAAGAGAACACUAUUUUGAUAAAUAGCAUCACCUACAGGAAUAUUUCUUACAAACUUUUUUUUUUUUUUUUACCAGUUGUUGGUUUUGGAGAAACAAACUAAAUAGUUUACAAAAAUGUCUGUAUGCAUUUGGAAAUGUAAAAUUAGUUUAACACCCUAAUCGUUACCACUAGCUUUGAUAUCUUGGUUUUUUAAAAGGUGGAAUUUUGCUAAAGGUAAUUUUAUAAAUAUAGACAAAUGAAGACUUGGGGGGUGGGAUUGGAGGGGAACAUAUUUUAGGAAGAGAUUUUGCCUUAAUUUUUGAGUACCGCACCAAAGCCAAAGACUUGGCCUGAUUUCUGUUUAACAUUAGUAGUUUCAAGUGGUGAACUGCAUUUAGAGACAUUCUACCUUAUCAACUGGAAUUUUCAUGCCAUCACGUGCCCAGGAAGUUCACUUUGAAGAGUUAUCACCAGCAUAAGCUGCUGUACGUAUAUAGCAAGCUACUCUGUGUAAAAGAAGAGAGAACAAAACGAUGCAUGUUUUAGAAAGAAGCAGGCUUACACAUUCUGUCACAUCGGGCAGUUUUAAAUAAAAAGAAUAUUUAGUGUUAGGAGCUCGUUUUGCCAGAGAUUUCUCCAUUCCCAGUGCUGAGAAUAAAGGCAGCCAGUAGCCAGUUUCUUCUGGCUUGUCAGAGCUCUUGGUUGUGGAGCGCACCUGUUCAUCGCAGUCUCACUCGAUAUAACUAUGAAAUCAGAGCUCUGUUUCUACCAAAGAACAGACUGAUCAGAAUUCUUAUUUGCGGGAGUGGUGUAGUUCUAUAAAAAGGCAAAUGAAAUUCAACAUAGCAUUGUCUGUAGUGUACCAUUUUAUUACGUAUUUCUUUACAAUUAGCCUUUGGUUUUUAGAGUUAAAUUAAUUUUUUGUUGAGUAAAUGACUUCAGGCAAGUUCUUUUUGUAAUGGUUUUCCAAGUGCCGUGAAUACCCGUUUAUCUUGUGUGUGUCUGUAAAAAUGAAUGUACUCUCUCCUGAAAGAAGGCAGUAGGUAGAAGUAGAAAACAAUGACCUUAUUUACUAGUUCAAUGUGAUCUGAUUAGAUCUGAAGUGUCUCUCUAGAAGAUCUUUGUCAGGCCUGAGUACCAUUCUUUUUUUUUUUUUUUAACUUUCAGGGUGGUUUGCAUACAUGUUGCCAAUAAUAAGAAUUUGCAACUGGAUGACCAGUAUUUUACUUGAAAGUGAAGGACGAAAAUUACAAUUGAAGAAGACAUUUUUAUAAUCUGUUUAUUUUUUUCACAGAUCACCUCUCUACCCUGUAGUGAUCUAAGAGAAUAAGAUGCAAUUGCUAAAAUGUUGUUGGUUAAUGUAAAGAUGUGACUUUUCUAUACUGUACUUUGCUUUUUCACAUGAUCGUAAAGGUAUUCUAAUCAACUUUGUAUCUUGCAUGAUGUAGUAAGCUUUUAAAUACGUGUGUUAAAUAUGUUAAAUUCAGAUUAAAAUGUUGACCUGAUUUCACAUUUAAAAAUAAACUCUUCCCUCAUGUGGAAGUUACCUAUAAGUAACAUUAUGGAGCAAAAGUCAAUGGUAGAAUCUAAAUAAAGAUUGUUGUGUGUUAACAUUA